AUGAUUUUAGGAUUAACAGAAGAAGACGCUCUAGUGGAUUUUUCACCACUAGGGAAUGUUACCUUAACAUCUCCAGAGCUAUUUUUCCAGUUGGUCAUCCCUUAUUUUCCAACAGAGUCAACUUUGAUGGAUGUAUCAUUUUCUAGCCUCGAUAUUCUAUCCUUAACUGAGUACACGCAACUGACGAUAACCUUGCCCGAACGGCAUAUAGUGCUGGCUUUGGCUACAGCAUGGUUAAUCGUAUUCUUGGGAGUUUGUCGUGGGACCACUUGGAUGGCAUGGGCGAUACGAUUCACGGCUACGAUACCAUAUUUAAUGCUUUUCAUUCUUCUUAUACGAGGCCUCUCACUUCCUGGAGCUAGCCUAGGAUUGACCUUUCUCUUCUCCUCAGCUUCCGCCAGCAUUUCAUCCUUGAAGGUAACAAAAGUUAUUGAUGGGUACGGUUGA
Molecule: messenger RNA, 447 nt
Organism: Strongylus vulgaris
Lineage: Eukaryota; Metazoa; Nematoda; Chromadorea; Rhabditida; Strongylidae
Source: the annotation of a GenBank genome assembly